AUGUUUGGGAGCCGUCCCGGGCUGGGGAGAGCAGCGAGCCGAGCCGGAGCUCGCUCCGCCAGCGUUGCUAUCCCAGGCUCCCUGCUCCCCAAAGCAGCUCCGAUGCCCCCGGCUCCAGGCCGGCUUUGCAGCAGUUCAGCGGCCGCGCUCGGGUCCUGUGAGCAGAAAGCAACCAGUGAGAUGAACACUGCAGAGGACUGGGGCCUCAUCUUAGAUAUUUGUGAUAAAGUUGGACAGUCACGCACAGGGCCCAAGGACUGUCUUCGUUCUAUUAUGAAGAGAGUGAACCAUAAAGAUCCCCAUGUCGCUAUGCAGGCAUUAACACUUCUAGGAGCAUGUGUGUCAAACUGUGGUAAAAUCUUUCAUUUAGAAGUCUGUUCGAGAGAUUUUGCUAGUGAAGUAAGCAACGUGUUGAAUAAGGGUCAUCCAAAAGUCUGUGAAAAGCUGAAAGCUCUCAUGGUGGAAUGGACAGAUGAAUUCAAGAAUGACCCACAGCUUAGUUUAAUAUCUGCUAUGAUAAAAAAUCUUAAGGAGCAAGGAGUUACUUUUCCAGCUAUUGGUUCACAGGCUGCUGAACAGGCAAAAGCAAGCCCAGCCCUAGUUGCUAAAGAUCCUGGCACAGUAGCUAAUAAAAAGGAAGAGGAGGAUUUAGCUAAAGCUAUUGAACUGUCACUAAAAGAACAAAGGCAACAGCAAGCAUCGCUUUCCACUUUGUAUCCGAGCACCUCAAGCCUUUUAACAAAUCACAAACAUGAGGGCCGAAAGGUUCGUGCUAUCUAUGAUUUCGAGGCUGCUGAGGACAAUGAAUUAACGUUUAAAGCUGGAGAACUUAUAACUAUACUUGAUGACAGUGAUCCAAAUUGGUGGAAAGGUGAAACUCAUCAGGGUAUAGGAUUGUUUCCAUCUAAUUUUGUAACAGCUGAUCUUUCUGCUGAGCCAGAAAUGAUGAAAGCUGAAAAGAAAACGGUGCAGUUCAGUGAUGAAGUUCAAGUAGAGACCAUAGAACCUGAGCCUGAACCAGUUUAUAUUGAUGAAGAUAAAAUGGACCAACUCUUGCAGAUGUUGCAAAGUGCAGAUCCAUCUGAUGACCAGCCAGACCUCCCAGAAUUGCUUCAUCUUGAGGCAAUGUGCCACCAGAUGGGACCUCUCAUAGAUGAAAAGUUGGAAGAUAUAGACAGGAAACAUUCAGAACUUUCAGAGCUCAAUGUUAAAGCAAUGGAGGCCCUUUCUUUGUAUAACAAGUUGAUGAAUGAAGACCCAAUGUACUCCAUGUAUGCAAAACUACAAAACCAACAGUAUUACAUGCAGUCAUCUGGCGUUUCUGGCUCUCAGGUCUAUCCAGGGCAGCCUCAAAGCAAUGCAUAUUUGGUGGCAGGGAGUGCACAGAUGGGACAUAUUCAAGGUUAUAAUCUUCCUCCUGAACAACUCCCUUCUCUCAGCCAAGGCACAGUUACUCCAUCUGCUAGCUCGGGACUGCCUGGUCAGCCUGCCCAAGCAUCCUAUACCAAUGCAAUGGUUGGCUCUGUUGCUGCAAGUACAUAUUCUAGCCAGGCUCCGGUGUAUAGCCCACCACCUGCUUCUGUGGAUGUUGCUGCCUAUCAGAAUGCUGGAACUAAUAUGCCCCAGGUGCCCAACUAUAACUUAGCAUCUACCCCUGUGCCACAGACCGCAGGCAGUCAACAAGCACCUCCACAACAACAGCCACCACCACAGCAGCCACCACAUAGUUACUCCCAGAAGGCUCUACUAUAGGACCCAGGACUUCUCAUACCUGAUCUUCUUAUAACCUCUGCUAAAUGCAGUUGGUAAUGUUAUGAGUUUCUUCCUUUAAUCUCCUAAACUUUGUUUAUCCUCAGCUUAAUAAGAAUCUAUCUUGGUGAACAAGUUCAAUUUGCACUGACUUUUUAGGAUUUUUUUUUUAAUUUUGCAGAGGAACGGAUAUAUUUAGGACAUUUAAUUCCUUUUAAAAUGCCUAAAAAUUGGUACAAGAUUAUUUAUGUCUGGUAAAAUUGGCUAGUCUGUGAAAACUCAACACUUGCAAACUGUUGUGACAUAUAUGUUAUGUACAUAUAGUGUUUGAUUGCAAUAGUGACAGUUUCGUAUAGCUAUGGUGAUCAUGUGAAUAUAUUUAACACAAUGUUAAAAGAAUAAUUUACACUAUUUUAUUUUAAUCAAGAACUGACAACUGUGUUUCAUAGUUUUAUCUAGUUUUAUGACAGAUGUGAUGUCUUUUUGCAAUACAGGACAAGUAAUUCUGCAUAUCAUGGUUACACGUACAAGCUAAGGUCUAUAUAUAAAUUUCCAAACUUACCUGAGUCUAGGUUUCAUUACUUUUGAAAUGAACACAGUGUAUCAUGACUAUUAGCUGACUUUAUCUACCAAAGUAAACUAGUUAAGUUUUAAAGUCGUCUGGGACAAUAACAGCAAAAUAUGAUUCUGCUUCACAUAUUACUAAUAAUUUAAAACUAUUAUUCAGAGGCUGCUAAACAUAUCAUGGGACCAUAUAACAGACCAGGAUCUUACAUUCUAUCAUCAAAAGCAUGUAAUUUAUUUUUUUCCGUGUUGGCUUUUUAUAAUGAGAAUUGGAGUUGUAUUCUAUGUGUGCUGGUAGAGAUUACACCAAAGACAGAAAUUGAGUUGGAAGAGAAACGCUGGAGAUUUAAACUGGAA
Molecule: messenger RNA, 2670 nt
Organism: Tinamus guttatus (white-throated tinamou)
Lineage: Eukaryota; Metazoa; Chordata; Aves; Tinamiformes; Tinamidae
Source: RefSeq, a predicted model, not a curated record